AUGACUAUUUUUCGAAUUCAAAAACACCGUUGGAUGAAAGAGGCAAAAGGAUCCGAAGAAGGAAAUGUAGCUGCGAUUGGAGGGGCCACUAAGAGACUUGCCUGCCUUGGGAUGAAUUGGGCGAAUCUUGACAUAAAAGACUUGUUCAAGAUUUUUGAUUCUGCAUUACCAUAUUCGUCGCCUCUAAAUGUGAAGCUCUGUAAAACUAAGAUAGGAAAGGAGAAGCUUGGAGAUAACAACAUCUUUGUCAAAAGCUGUAAGAAGGGAAGUAUUAGAGAAUGCUAUGUUGCCGUUGCGGAAUUUGAAGACAUUGAGGAUUCAAAACAUGUAUACUCUACUUAUGAUGGUGCAGAAUUGGGGUGUUCUGGAAUGAUCUUUGAUCUGAGAUUUGUACCAGAUUCAUUAGACCUUCAAAAUGUUUGCGAUGAGGUUUUCAGUGAUGAUGAAUGUGUGGAGAAAGAUUUCCGAACUAAGGAAAGGGAUGAAGAGGAAAGUAGUGGGAUGGAGUCCGAGCUCCAGAGACUAUUCAAAGAAAAGGAAAUCAACUUUGAUCUUGUUUCGAAACUAAUUGAUAUAUCUGACGAUGAGAAUAUUCCUAGUCUUCAAAACGAGCUGGUGGUGUCCUCUGAAAAUGAGAGGGAUGAUUUCUUAGAAUCCGACUCAGAUGACUUCAAUAAUAAGCCAUCAAAAAAUAAGAAGGUAAAGGAAAAGAAAGACAAAAAAGAAGAUAUAGAGCCCAUUCCCAGAAUUAAACCGACCGAUGAAUGCGACGGAUUUGUGUUUGAUCCAAAAGACAAAAGAUUCGAAGCCAUAUUUGAAGAUGAUGACUUCACCAUUGAUCCUACACACCCAGAAUACAAAAGAAAGAGUGGUCUGAAGGAAAUAUUAGAUGAAAAAAGAAGACGGCUUAAGGACAAUAUCGAUUAA
Molecule: messenger RNA, 927 nt
Organism: Encephalitozoon romaleae SJ-2008
Lineage: Eukaryota; Fungi; Microsporidia; Unikaryonidae
Exons: 1
Coding region: 1-927 (308 amino acids)
Biological process (GO): rRNA processing
Cellular component (GO): nucleus
Molecular function (GO): RNA binding
Source: RefSeq, a predicted model, not a curated record